AUGUUGGAUGUAACACCAAUCCAGUCUGUAUUAGACAUAUUUCUGAGACUUCCAUUGCUGUGGAUUCCGUUGAACCUCACAAAGAAGAUCAUGAUGGACGUAUUAUCUUCAGGACCCGUUCCUGGUCAUCUUGGUUUGAUUAUGGAUGGGAAUAGGCGCUUUGCCAAAAAGAGGGGUGUCGAUCUGAAACAGGGCCACACGGCUGGAGCCGAUUCAUUAACAAGUGUAAGUGGUAUCCGCCAUAUCUUUUAG
Clavispora lusitaniae ATCC 42720 is the source of this 252-nucleotide messenger RNA. Lineage: Eukaryota; Fungi; Ascomycota; Pichiomycetes; Serinales; Metschnikowiaceae. The record is from RefSeq and is a predicted model, not a curated record.